Messenger RNA from Drosophila erecta, 915 nucleotides. It is a transcript of the gene Ssl, whose product is annotated as suppressor-of-stellate-like protein. The transcript is spliced from 3 exons. NCBI's taxonomy places the organism in Eukaryota, Metazoa, Arthropoda, Insecta, Diptera, Drosophilidae. Gene Ontology annotation, cellular component: protein kinase CK2 complex; cytoplasm. The record is from RefSeq and is a predicted model, not a curated record. Gene Ontology annotation, molecular function: protein kinase regulator activity. The coding region runs from base 41 to 751 and encodes 236 amino acids.
UGAACUUGCACAUUACAUUUUAUACGAAUGACGUAGCAACAUGUCGUUCCUCCAGAACAACGAGCCGAUGGGAGAUGUCAGUUGGAUCAGCUGGUUCCUCGGGGUCAAGGGCAACGAGUUCCUCUGCCGCGUGCCCACCGACUUCAUACAGGACAAGUUCAACCUGACGGGCCUGGAGUUCAUCAGCGAGACACUGGACGUGGUCCUGGAUCAAGAGUUCGACAACCAGGGCUGGGACGACGGGCUGGACAUCGCCGAUGCGGAGCAGCUGUACGGCAUGAUCCACGCUCGAUAUAUCGUGUCGCCGCGAGGCGUGGAGGACAUGCGCCUAAAGUACGAGAGGGGGGACUUCGGCUCGUGUCCGCGGGUCUACUGUAAGGGGCAGAAAACCCUGCCCGUGGGCCUCUCCGACCUGUGGAACCAGUCCCACGUGAAGGUCUACUGUCCUCGCUGUAACGACGUCUUCGUGCCGCGAUCCCGCAGUGCAUUGCUGGACGGAGCCAUGUUUGGGACCAGCUUCCCGCACAUGUUUUUCAUGCAGCUACCGAGCAUGAAGCCCCAUCCGCCUCUGGAGAAGUACGUCCCCCGGCUCUACGGCUUCCGGCUGCACCAGAAAGCCCUGAUGCCACACGAAGCGCUCGAGACCACGCCAAAGAACAUCGGAUCCUCGGUCAGCAAUUUGCCGUUCCUGGCUUCGUCCACUCCCAAGUCACUCCUUUUACCCUUUUCCAAUACUGACCUCAAUUCCUAACUCUUCGCGAAGGAGUGGACCACUGUUGGGGCGAUGUCUUGUUGUUGUCAUUAAAGGGAUUCCCCAGUGCGUUGAUAUGGCCAGAUACCACAUACACAUGGCUGCCCCAAACACUUAGCCCACACUGUUUUGGUCAAAGCUGGCCAUAUCAAGCACCCAUUGGA